Elaeis guineensis (African oil palm) is the source of this 1288-nucleotide messenger RNA. NCBI's taxonomy places the organism in Eukaryota, Viridiplantae, Streptophyta, Magnoliopsida, Arecales, Arecaceae. The record is from RefSeq and is a predicted model, not a curated record.
AUGGGUUGUUGCAAAUCUGUUGGAUCCUCUGAUCCAUUUCUUGAAGUCUUCUCUCGACUUCCAUAUCUCUGUUGGUGUGCACCUCAGAGCACAGAGGAGAUCGCCAGUUGGGGGUUGAAUCAUGCCCCGACCAAGGACUCGAAGACCACCAUCUCCCUGGCUCUUGGAUAUGAUCCACCAUCAGUCAUUGGGUUUGAUUCGUCAGUUGUGAUGCCGACAGAGGGCCUUGCUGAUCAUAAGGCUAGGGUCCGACGUCUUUUCUCGAACAUCGACUUCAACUUGCUGGAUGCGGACGACAAGGACAGUGAAGAUGGAGAUGAGACUGAGGAGGUGGUGGCGGUGCCUGAACUGAUUCAGGAUAUUUUCACAGCAGGCUCCGAUUCAUCAGCCGCCACGGUGGAAUGGGCGCUAGCUGAGCUCAUCAACCAUCCUCACAUGCUAAGGAAAUUGAGGGAAGAGAUCGACAAAGUUGUCGGCAAGGACAGGGUUGUCCAAGAGUGUGACAUCCCGAAUCUACCAUAUCUUCAAGCUGUCGUCAAAGAGACUCUAAGGCUCCACCCUGCGGCGCCAUUGGCCACGAGGGUAUCGGACAAGGAAGUGAAGGUGGGAGGCUACAAGAUUCCAGCCAACACGAGCCUCUUCGUCAACGUGUGGUCGAUCGGAAGAGAUCCCAACUACUGGAAGGACCCGCUCGAGUUCCGGCCGGAGAGGUUCACGGCGGCCGGAGAGGAUGGGCUCGGCUCGAUCGACUUCAGAGGGCAGCAUUUCGAGCUGGUGCCGUUCGGGAGCGGAAGGAGGGUGUGCCCGGGGAUCUCGCUGGCUUUGCAGGUGAUACAACUGACGUUGGCUGCCUUAGUUCAGUGCUUUCACUGGAAAGUUGGGGGUAAAGAAGAAGAGAUGAGUGGAGGGUUGGACAUGAAAGAAGGUAUUGGCAUGGUGAUCCUUAGGGCUCAGCCGUUGGUGUGUGUUCCUGUCGCACGCUUGGACCCCUUCCCACUGCUCGAUCCAUGAAAGCUAUUUCCCAUGGUAUGCUAAUAAUUAAGGAAGCAAAUAUUUGUCUGUUCCAGUAGCUAUAAGUUGUGUACUCCGGUGGUUAUGUCAUAUCCACUAGAGAAGAAUAACAGACAAGCAUUUAUUUUAUUCGAGUGGUUUUGUCUAUUCCAGGGCCUAUUUAGAACUGGAACAAGUAUGGGAGUGCUGGAUUCAUUUUCUAUAUAUUUAGAUGUACAAAGGACAUAAGUGGUGAGAGCUUGCUAUCAUCUCAGGUGUGCCCCACCAUGAACUCCAA